GCUGUACCCUACGCGAUGCCAGGUGGCUCAGCUCGGAUGUUGGCUUCAUGUCCCUAUUGCUGGAAUCUAUCACGGACGUUCUGCCGAUACUUUGCCUGGGACUAAUCUGGCGCCUGGGUGACAUACGACUCUGGUGUCAGACGACUUUUGCUGGAGCUUUGCUGAUGACGCUAAAGGGCUUUGUUUCGUGGGCUACGGUCGUACCAGACGCCCAAGGAUGGAAGGCAUGCAAAGACAGAUUGGGUAUCGACGGGCUGCGCUACUUUCGGGAGGAUCGGCAGGUCGCGGACAUGUUGGCUGACAUCUUGCUCCUUGAGGUUAGAGGCUUUUGGUUCGCACGUUCGAGGCGGAGACUGUGUGCAGAUGCAACGUUCAGUGGUGGCACCAGUUUGUCGGUACUUUUCUGUACCAGUCUUUGUGAGGCUAGCAUCGUGCUAUCGUCGGGAACCUCGCAGCGUGGUGCAGAAGAGGCAGAUGCUCUUCUGCCAGCAAUAGCGCAGUGCAUGAGGUAUCUGCUGGUGGCUUUGACGGUUGGAAACCUGGUGGUACCAGUGCUUGAGGGGGCACAACGUGCCGAAGCUGUUGCCCUUGGCGUAGUCGUGGCAGUUGCUGUUUGCAACAGCCCCGUCUUGGCUCUGGCGGUGGAUGCUUGGUGCCGCAGCUGGCCAGUGGAAGAUGCUGCGGCACCUGGCUUGGCUGAUGCGACGCCAUUGUCACCAACAUCCACUGCUGCGCUGAUGGGGUUUGCCAGGUUCACCGGCGAGGAGGACAUGGAGCACAACCUGGUGGACUUGGGCAAGGUUCUGAUCCCACCGCCGUGGUCGGUGGGGCGGGAGUAUUGCUACCUUCGGCAGCAUCCCCUUCCGGAAGCAUCUGCCCAGAAGGGCGUUAUGCAGCAACUUCUGGCGAUCCUCCGCCAGUCCCAGGAGCAGCUUGCAAAGAAGGAGCAGAAGAAGAUUGAAAUGCUAAAGAAGGAGCAAGCUGACGAGCUUGUCAGCGCGCAGCGUUCGGACCGGUUUGCUGAGCAACGCAUUCAGGAGGCUUUAUCUGAUCAGCAGAGAAUGCUCAACAGCAGAGCGAGACGCAAGAGAACCCAGACGCUGGACUUUCGUCAGAGCGGACCUUCUGCCGAUGGACUUCUCCUUGCAAGUGCGAUGAGCGUGAUGAAGCCAAGUCGUUCAGAAGGCUUUCUCUGA
Symbiodinium sp. CCMP2456 is the source of this 1196-nucleotide messenger RNA. NCBI's taxonomy places the organism in Eukaryota, Dinophyceae, Suessiales, Symbiodiniaceae. The record is from the annotation of a GenBank genome assembly.